CCAAAGCCAACACUCUGGUUUUUAUUCUUUAUUUCGCAAACAGCCAAUGAUCCGUCACCUGUAGCUCUGGGGUUGGGAUUCAUUUGGGAUUUAUCCCACAUUUCCAUCAUUUUCCUCCCGCCACUGGCUUCGCGAUGGGUCGCGCGGAGGAUACGCAUCAGCAGCGCGAGCAGACGCGACUCCAGCCGCUCCGACUCGGUUCGACAGGCUCGAGGAGGACGAGCUGAUUCUGCGGAGUUAAAGGAGAAGAAGAAGGAGGAGAGGAAGACGGAGGCGGAAAUCCCGCGAGAGAAACAAAAAAGAGAGAAAGAGAGAGAGAGGUGGUGGAGGGGGGAAAGAAACGCGGACAGAUACGCAUUCAGAGCAGAAGCGCCGCACGUGAGGCGCGCGAGCGGAGAGGGGAGUAAUCAUUAAUUUUGGAGGAGCUCCGCGGUGAAUUUCUGCUGUUUUUCCAGCUCACAGACGGAGAAAAAGGGAGUCUUCCGAACAGACUGUCCAGAUGAAUCCAAUGACACAGCUGUACUACAAAAAGGCGACCUAUUCGCCGUACCGCGACCGCAUCCCGCUUCAGAUCGUCCGAGCUGAAGUGGAGCUGUCAGCUGAGGAGCGGGCCUACCUCACCGCUGUGGAGAAAGGUGACUAUGCCGGGGUCAAACACGCCCUGCGCGAGGCCGAGGUUUACUACAACAUGGACGUGAACUGUCUGGACCCGCUGGGCCGCAGCGCGCUGCUCAUCGCCAUCGAGAACGAGAACCUGGAGAUCAUGGAGCUCCUGCUGGACCACGGCAUCCACACGGGCGACGCCCUGCUGUACGCCAUCAGGAAGGAGGUGGUGGGCGCCGUGGAGCUGCUGCUGUCGCACAGGAGGCCGAGCGGCGAGAAGCAGGUUCCCUCCCUGAUGAUGGACAGCCAGUUCUCAGAGUUCACCCCCGACAUAACUCCCAUCAUGCUCGCUGCUCACACCAACAACUACGAGAUCAUCAAGCUGCUUGUCCAGCGCAAGGUCACCAUCCCAAGGCCACACCAGAUACGAUGCGACUGCGUUGAGUGUGUUUCCAGUUCAGAAGUCGACAGCCUUCGACAUUCCCGGUCUCGACUCAACAUCUACAAGGCGCUGGCGUCACCGUCUCUGAUCGCGCUGUCCAGUGAGGAUCCCAUCCUCACUGCCUUCAGACUGGGCUGGGAACUCAAAGAGCUGAGCAAGGUGGAGAACGAGUUUCGCCAGGAGUACGAGGAGCUUUCCCAGCAGUGCAAACGAUUCGCCAAGGACCUCCUAGAUCAGGCCAGAAGUUCCCGCGAGCUGGAGACCAUCCUGAACCACAGAGACAACGACCAGAGCGAGGAGCUGGACCCCAGGCAGUGCCACGACUUGGCCAAGCUCAAGCUCGCCAUCAAGUACCACCAGAAGGAGUUUGUAGCGCAGCCAAACUGCCAGCAGCUGCUAGCCACUCUUUGGUACGACGGUUUCCCGGGCUGGAGGAGACGACACUGGGCCGUCAAACUGGUGACCUGCUUCAUCAUCGGACUGCUGUUCCCAGUCUUCUCACUGAUCUACCUGUUGGCCCCAAAGAGCGCUCUGGGGCGCUUCAUCAAGAAACCCUUCAUCAAGUUCAUCUGCCACACCGCGUCCUACCUGACCUUCCUCUUCCUCCUGCUGCUGGCGUCGCAGCACAUCGCCCGCACCAACCUGCACAUGCAGGGACCCCCACCCACCAUUGUGGAGUGGAUGAUCCUUCCCUGGGUGCUGGGUUUUAUCUGGGCAGAGAUCAAGGAGAUGUGGGAUGGGGGAUUCACAGAGUACAUCCAUGACUGGUGGAACCUAAUGGACUUUGCCAUGAACUCCCUCUACCUGGCCACCAUUUCUCUGAAGAUAGUGGCUUACGUCAAGUACAACUCCUCUCGUCCAAGGGAGGAGUGGGAAAUGUGGCACCCGACGCUGAUCGCCGAGGCUCUGUUCGCCAUCGCCAACAUCUUCAGCUCGCUCAGACUCAUCUCCCUCUUCACAGCCAACUCCCACCUCGGCCCUCUGCAGAUCUCUCUGGGGCGGAUGCUGCUGGACAUCCUCAAGUUUCUCUUCAUUUACUGUCUGGUUCUGUUAGCGUUUGCUAAUGGACUCAACCAGCUGUAUUUCUACUACGAGACCAAGGCUUCAGAAGAACCAAACAACUGCAAGGGGAUCCGCUGUGAAAGGCAGAAUAACGCCUUCUCCACGUUAUUUGAGACUCUCCAGUCGCUCUUCUGGUCCAUAUUUGGGCUGCUCAACCUUUACGUCACCAACGUGAAAGCUCGGCACGAGUUCACCGAGUUCGUCGGGGCGACGAUGUUCGGGACGUAUAACGUCAUCUCUCUGGUGGUUCUGCUGAACAUGCUCAUCGCCAUGAUGAACAACUCCUACCAACUCAUCGCUGACCACGCCGACAUUGAGUGGAAGUUUGCCCGCACCAAGCUGUGGAUGAGCUACUUUGAUGAGGGCGGCACGCUGCCCCCUCCCUUCAACAUCAUCCCCAGCCCAAAGUCCUUCUGGUACCUCCUGAUGUGGCUCCACAACAAGCUGUGCAGGACAGGCCAGCCGCCCGGAGAGGCCUCGCACAAAUGCGAAAACCUUCGAGAGUUCACUGAGCGCCAUGCUGACAGUCUGAUACAGAACCAGCAUUACCAGGAAGUGAUUCGAAAUCUGGUGAAGAGAUACGUGGCCGCCAUGAUACGAAGCGCCAAAACGGAUGAAGGGCUGACGGAGGAAAACUUCAAGGAGUUGAAGCAGGAUAUCUCCAGUUUCCGCUAUGAAGUCUUGGAUCUCCUCGGCAACCGGCGUCCUCCCCGGCGACACUAUUCUUCAUCCAGCGAGACGACAAAAGACGAUGGUGCCAUGGCGUCAGAGGAUGACAGCGAAUCAGGUGAUGGCCCUGGAGAAGGAGGGGGAGGAGGAGGCGUUGGAGUCCAGAAGUCGAAGAGCGUCACCUUCUCCAACCCGGUGGAGGACGACAGAAGGCCAGCGCCGACGCUCGGCGUGUCUGCGCUGGUGCGCUCCAUUUCAGGAAUGACACGGAUAGACAAAGCAGAGGAGGGAAGACUGGAGGACAGAGUGGGGUGGGGAGAAGAGGAGGAGGAAGAGGAGGGGAAACCAAAAAGCAACGGGCUAAAGACGGCCGUCAUGCCUCCGUCCUCCACCAAUGUCCUCCCCUCGCCAUCGUCGUCAUUUUCCUCUUCGUUAUCAUCAUCGCUUUCUCGCACAAGGAGCCGCCUGCAGCGCCUCUCGUCCCCAAGCGCAAAGACAGACUCUUUCAAACGCCUCUCCUACCUGUUCUCCCGCUCCAAACGCAAAGCCCCGCCCACACCGCUGCCUCUCCAGUCCCCGCCCUCGUACACCAUCUCCGACGGGCUGCUCCGCCCCCUCGGGAGCCACAGUCACUCCGACUUCGGACUCAGCGACGUCACCAGAAGCGACACUCACCUGAACGAGGUGGGUCGCUCGGUGGACAUGCCGUCAUUCUCGCCGCUGAGAACGAACGGGCGGGACUCGCUCCUGACGCUUCCCCUCCCGCCGCCGUGCCCCUGCCAAUCCCUGCACUGUGCUUCCAACAUGUCUGAGUCCAGCUCGCGACUGCUGGACUCCAGCGAGGACGUUUUCCAGGGAGAGGGCAUAGAAGGGGCAGGCGAAGAAGGCAUGGACGGAGGAGGCGGAGGGGGAAUGAUGAUGAUGGGGGGGUGGGUGGGACCAUGUGACGAUGUCUUAGAGGACAGCUGCGAUGUCAUAGAGGACUCUGUUACCACGCAGCUAUAG
Xiphophorus maculatus (southern platyfish) is the source of this 3781-nucleotide messenger RNA. RefSeq names its product short transient receptor potential channel 5-like (gene trpc5a). Gene Ontology annotation, molecular function: store-operated calcium channel activity; inositol 1,4,5 trisphosphate binding; protein binding. The transcript is spliced from 18 exons. Gene Ontology annotation, biological process: manganese ion transport; regulation of cytosolic calcium ion concentration; calcium ion transmembrane transport. Gene Ontology annotation, cellular component: cation channel complex; membrane. The record is from RefSeq and is a predicted model, not a curated record. NCBI's taxonomy places the organism in Eukaryota, Metazoa, Chordata, Actinopteri, Cyprinodontiformes, Poeciliidae. Bases 500 to 3781 code for a protein of 1093 amino acids.